Messenger RNA from Rhizophagus irregularis DAOM 181602=DAOM 197198, 641 nucleotides. NCBI's taxonomy places the organism in Eukaryota, Fungi, Glomeromycota, Glomeromycetes, Glomerales, Glomeraceae. The record is from RefSeq and is a predicted model, not a curated record.
UUGCCACAGUUGGUGCUUCACAAAAUAAUAGCGUUAAACCAAAACUAACUCUUAAUCUUGCAUCAAUCAAAACGUCGCGCGGCAUUAAUGGCCCUAGCUGAAGAUGAGGAAUUUGACGAUGAAGAAGGUAUUAAGUCAAAACGUAAACGUCGAAUUUUAGUUCCUUUGAAAUAUAGUGAUAAUGAGGACGAUGAAAACAAAACCGAAGAAAGGAAAAAGAAAAUUAAUGAGAAUAUUCUUAGCGAAAAGUUACAGCCAUUUGUAAGUAAAAGAAUUGUUGAAUAUCUCGGCGUACAAGAAUAUGAAUUAGUCUCUUUUGGUAUUGAUCAUUUACGUAAUAAAAAGUCAGCUGAAGACUUAACCAAAGGAAUGAUGAUGACUUUAGAUGAGGAAUCCGAGCUAUUUGUAAAGAAAGAAAUUAUGGCGUAUGUUAAUUUUUGAAACGGAAAGUAAGACAAGAAAAAUAUAAAAUGAAGAUACAGCUUUUGAAAGGUUUCUAGAAUGGGCUAGAUAAUUCGAAGUAAUUCGAGGCAAUGGCAUAUAACACGUAGCCAGAGUUUUUAAUUUAUAUACGUCUAUCGGAUUCUUUUCAUUAAAAAUGUGAUAUUUAAAAAAUUAAAAAUUAAAUAUAAUAAAAAUUC